AUGCUGUUGCCAUGUAGAGUAUACGAUGCGCGGACAUGCGGUGAAAGAUGGUGUGGUUGGGACGUGGGAGCACAGACAGCACAGAGGCGGGGAAUCUACGACAGGAGAGAGGAACCCCGUCAACGGGCACACAAGGACCCAGAGUGGCUAAUGCCACAACAACAAGGUGCCAACACGACAAACGAGGGGACGAGGAUGCGGGUUUCCACUGGGACCCACUACGCCUUCCCUCCUACAAGCUGCACUAACCGCAAGGCGCUCAAGGAGCCUACAUCCCAAAAUGCGUGCGCGCAGGAGUGCCAGGGCAACUACCCCUAUGGAGAUUAUACUCCUAGGAUUGCUGCCACCAACCCCAAGGGUAACCCUGGUUCAGUCCUCUACAUGUGGAAUGCAAUGACCGCAGUCGUGACCCUCGCACAUGAACCUUUGUGCCCGCAAAGCCAACCCCCAUGCUCGAGUGCAGGGCCACCCAAUGCUGAUGUGCACCCGGCACGUCAUGGGCAGCGUAGGGCAGCGAGUGCCCCUACGGGAUCGCCCAGCGCACGACAACGGGCUCGAUUCGCCGAUGCACCAUUGUCGUGCCCCGGGUCCGCUCCGAGAAGGAGUAGCGGGCAUCGAAGUUUACUAAACGACGGACAAGUAAACAUUGCAUAUGAGAUCAUUGCAGCACAAUACUUUAUGAUUUUCACCGCUUUUUGCUUGGGAGUGACAGUUCUUAAAUGUAUCCUCGCACUAAUAUGUAUAAGUGACGAGAAAGUGGAUAUCACAUUGAUCCACUGCGAGAAAAAGCAGCACACUACUACUAUUGUUUGA
Necator americanus (New World hookworm) is the source of this 813-nucleotide messenger RNA. RefSeq lists its product as uncharacterized. The record is from RefSeq and is a predicted model, not a curated record. Lineage: Eukaryota; Metazoa; Nematoda; Chromadorea; Rhabditida; Ancylostomatidae. The transcript has 5 exons. Bases 1 to 813 code for a protein of 270 amino acids.